GAGCAUGCGCCGUAGUGCUAAUCAAAAUGGCGGACAAGUAGUGAAAUUAGAAAUUUUAUCGUUUAGAGUGACACUAUGAGCGCGUUGGGGGGAUUUGGUCGCAGCGGUGGACGCGCAAGGCCUGAUCCACUCGGUCAGAGGUCUUGGAAUAAGGGUAAGAAGCCGGCAGCUUUAUCUUCAAGUGCCACAGACGAUGACUUCUACAGCAGUCUCGCUCAAAUGGCCGGUACGGAGCUGGAGGAGGAAGAGGACUCGUCGCUAAGUGAGACCGAUGCUCGUCAGAUGGCUGACAGUCUUGCUGGGAUGGACGACUUGGAUUCAGACUUGUUCGGCAGUUCUCUAAGAUCAAAUAAAACGCCCAGCAAAGCUACUUCUCCUAAACCGACCGCCCCUGCUACUAGACCGACCAGCACCUCUCCCAAACCGACCACCGCCUCCACUAAACCGACCAGCCCACCUUCACAAGCAGCCAGAACGCGGAACACUGCUGAAAAACCAGAAGAAAAACCGGCAUCUUUUGGUGCGGCAUCACCCAGACCAGCAUCUAAACCGGGCCAGCCGGGGAAGAAGUUUAAUAUCAACAAGUUCAAUUCCCUUGAUUUCGACGAGGACGACCCCUUGGCUGGCCUUCUCUCUGACGAUGAAGACGCUCCUGUGAAACCAAAGCCAAAAAAAGCUGCGCAGAAAAAAGCGGUUAGGCCUGAUCCUGAACCUGUCAAACAGGAAAUGGAACCUGCGAAACCAGAUCCACUUCCAAAACAAACAGGUGCAAAGAGUGCUGCUAAGCCCAAGGAGGAUAUCAACUUUGACUCGGAUGGGGACCUACCGGGACUAGACGGGACCCCGCGGGAAUCCGCUUCCCCACCCCCCAAGGGCAGAGGUCGCCAGGCCAAACCUGAGCCUGAUCUGUUCGGCGACGAUGACGAUGGGUUACUUGGUCUUGAUGAAGACAAGCCCGGGGUUAAGCGCGCUGCCGCUGCUGAAGUGAAAGACUCGCCUUCCGAUCGCUUCAGCGCCUUGCUUGGAGGGAAGAAAGAGGAGCAGAAGAAAGCCCCGCCCCAGUCCUUGGAUGAAUUCAUGGCUAACAUCAGCACUAAGCGGCCCGACGCCAAACCGCCUGCUGCUAAGAAGGCUACAAGCCCAACCUCUGAGGAGUCCUUCCAAUUCGGCGGCUACAUGCCUUCGGCCGCUUCCACACCUGGACGAGCCCGGACAGGCAUUUCAAGACCGGACACAGCACCCGGGUCUGGCCGCCGCUCCGUCCGGUUUGCGGAUGAUCUUGGGCUGGAUGAUGACAUCUUGGGGAGCAGCCGCCCCAGGACCGCGCCCAGUAAUCGGGGUCGUGCGGUGUCUAGCAGGGGAGCGGACGAGCCCGAGACCGAGAGGGGUGGCUCGUUCUUGGAUGAGGUAGCCUCCCCACGGCGCGACACAGCAAGCCCAGAAGGCAAGCCUGGCGGGGGGGCAGGCGCUGAUUGGCUAGGUCUGGGUACUGAGGAUCCAGGCCUGGAGCUACCUCUUUCACUGCCCAAGCGAACUCCGGAACAGGCUAAACCGGUAUCGCAGUCUAAACCUACUAAACCUGUUUCACCAGCUGCUACGGAACCGACUUCAGGAGGGAGCAAAUCCCCGGAUGAGACCCCGACCAGAAUACGAAGGCGAAGCAGCAAGGAGAGCGACGACUUCCUCAAAAUGUUAGGCAUCACUCCUGAUGAAACGGACAAACCACAGGCAGCCCAAGGCUCAAGGUUGCCAUGGGAAACGAGCGGGCGGAGGGGCAGGCGAUGGCAGGAGCAAUCCAGUACUGAGGGGGACUCCCUGGAUUCAUCAUCCACCCAACACCCGAAGCAAACGGCGGCUACUCAGCAGAAAAUACCGAAUAUGGACAAACCGACAUAUCAACCAGACACGCCCCAUAGUACCCUAGCAACGGCAACGCCUGCAAGCCAAACCAAUGAAACUAGAUCACCAUGGAAGCAAGACACACUGGCAACAGACACGCCUUCAAGCAAUACCUUGACAACCAGAAUACAGCCAGGGAACCAAGCCUUGAUGAAUCAACAACCACAGGGAUCCCAAACAAGACACAAUGAUCAGCCCCCCGUUCAUACCCAGGCUUUACCUGCAGGUCAGCCACAGGCAACCCAACAACAAGAGCAGAUUCAGAGUGCACCCGAGACACCCGCACCACAGGGCGCCCACCAGGUAUUAUCACCAGGCCCUAGCAUCCAUCUUCCUGGUACCUCGGCAAUACCACAGGGUAACCAACAGACGCAACCCCAUGACCCGCGUUUCAACCUUGCGCCUGGUGCCAUGGUAACGCAAGGACAUUUUAGCCCAGGCUACUACCCAGUGCAGAGCACCCCAGCCCCUGCACCACAGGCAACCCAGCUUCAAAGCUUCAGCAAUGUAUCGACAGGGUUUGCACCACAGGGAGUCCAAUCUGAUUAUGGACAGUUACAAAACAAGUUACAUCAUCUCCAGAUGGAGAGGGACCACUUGCAGGCGACCUUGGAGUCACUCAAGCAGAGGCACCAAUCAGAGCUUGAGAGCAUACAAACCUCUCACAAGGCCCACGUGAAGACAAUCGAGGAGUCGUACGAGCGACGUGAGGCGCGCAUCAAGGAAGAAUCCGACCUCCAGAUCAACUACUACACGGAGCGCCUGCGGUCAAUGGAACAAGAGCUAGCGGACAAUCAAUCUGCACAUGCACGCAAACUCCAGCUUCUGGAGUCUCAGUGGACUGGGGAGAGCGAGAGGCUGAGAGAUCUUCACCGGAAGUCGUUGGAAGAUGCACGCACAGAGCAUGCUCAGGAGAUCGCACACCUGAAGAGACUGAAAGACGAGGAGGUGGCAGUGGCAACAAGCGCGCAUGCGCACACGAGGUCACUCCAGUCCUUGAUGGAGCGAGUGAUGAGCUCGACCCGUGACGUCAGCGACAUGCGUCAGCAGCUGGAGACGACGCACAAGUCAGGCAUGGAGGAGAGGGAGACGGUGGCGCGGGCCCGGGACGAGUAUCUCGCCCAGCUACACGAUAGGCUGGUGCGCCAGCAGGCGGAGACGGAGGAGGAGCGAACACGGCUGCAAGGUCUGAUAGCUAAGAUGGAGCUACAUCUCAGAGAACAGACUCGUCAGUUGGAUCAGGAGAAAUGGCGCCUUUCUGCCGAGGAAGCUCGGGUCAAAACACUUCAGAACUCUCUGGAAACCGAGCGUCGCAUGACAAUGGAGCAGCUUGCCGAGGAGAGAGCAGAUGUACAGCGGUUACGCGAAGAGUUUAUGCGCGAGCAGCAGCGCGUCACGUUACAUCUGCAGGAAGAAAAGCGCGCGCUUUCCACCGAGCGUGCGCAGUUAGCGUCAACACACCGAGAGCUAAUGACGAGGGAACGGCACAAGACAGACACAUCAAUACAGGCUGAAGCAGACCUAGAGGCUACUGCGACGGCUGUCAAGCAAGAUGCUGCUGCCCUGAGUGUUCGGCAGGCUCAGAUGAAGCAGCAGGAGGAGAGCCUGGCGCGAGAUAAGCGUGAGUUCGAGCGGCGGAAGGAGUCAUUUGAGGAAGAAAAAGACCGCAUCGGCAAGCUGAGUCUGGAGGUGCAGCAACGCUCUCAGGAGAUUGGCGAGCUGUGCGCGGAGGCAACGCGCGUGCGGGAGGAAGGAGAGGAAGCCUUGGUGCUAGCAGAACGGCUCCGAGCAGAGAAUGGAAACGAGCAGGCCGAGCUGGAUAAUCAGUUGGUUAUUUUACAAGAGAAGGAGCGCCAACUAGCGGAGGAUCGUGUGGCUAUUGCACAUGAGCGCCGAUUGCUGGAGAUGGACAAGAGAGCAGGACGUUGCCGAGAGUGUGCAGAAAGACACUCGCCACCCCUCCCUCGCACAGUAGCCGACUCGCCUGUAAUCCCUGCGGAGGCCCUUUACUCCCCCCAGUCUCCAGGCCGUGGCCGCACGCCAGACAUCUUGCUGAACAGCCUGGAGUUGAAGCGAGCCCUCAGACGCUGGUCCAGCGACAAGGAGAAGGAUGAAGAGUUUCUUGCUCAAGAAUCGCGUUUUCUCAAUCGGCUUCAGACAUCGCGGGACUCGGCAAGAAGUCGGCAGUCACUCGUAACCACUCCAACACAGUAGAAAUGUUACCGAGCAUCGCACCAGUUUACUUCCGGAGGGCCGACGGAAACCUCAGCCAACAACAACAACAAAAAAAUCUAUUAGAAUCCGCGCUUUUUAACAGGCCACCCCCUAAGUUUCUCGUUUUUCGGAGAUUGUUACGUAACUGUUACGUAACAAAAAACUGGUUAUAAUGUCGCUGUAAGCGACAACAGCUUAGAACGCCAAAUAAGUCUAACGAGCUAAGUGUUCUUGAAUCGAACACAUGGUUUAAUCAUGAAGUCAUCUCACAUGGCAUGAUGCAUUUCCCCACAUAUUCCCACAACACUUUGCGACGCGUGCAGGAAACAGAAGGAUAAAAACAAACUUUGCCAUCUUGUUUACAAUUUUGACGCCUUACCUGUAUCUGAGAUUUGGCUCAGAUAGCGACAAAAAUAUUGUAUUGUUAGUCUAAUGCGUUCUGAAAUGCAGAAUCAAAUUGUGUUAAUAAUGAUAACCUUAAAUAUUAUUGCUAUUAAUCAUUUCUGAAAUUGUCUUCCUAAUUAUUCAUUAGGUAUUAUAUUUGUAUUUUUGACAUCGUUAAAACUCGUUUAGCCUCAAAUGUUCAAAAUAUAUGGACGGUCGAGCCUCCGAAAAAUAGACUUAAAAAAAAGAUUGUUUACAGUGUAUAGUACCAAUAGGUGUAGGCGACCAGCUAGGCUCGUGACGCUAACACGGCAGUUUGUACAUUUGUAACUUGGUGCGGUCUUGAAGCGCAUUGUGUACAGAAAUAUAUUUUUGUAAGAAAUAUAAAAGCUUUAUGAUAGCCA
Molecule: messenger RNA, 4901 nt
Organism: Nematostella vectensis (starlet sea anemone)
Lineage: Eukaryota; Metazoa; Cnidaria; Anthozoa; Actiniaria; Edwardsiidae
Product: fas-binding factor 1 homolog
Exons: 24
Coding region: 76-4113 (1345 amino acids)
Biological process (GO): establishment of epithelial cell polarity; cilium assembly
Cellular component (GO): ciliary basal body; ciliary transition fiber; centriole
Source: RefSeq, a predicted model, not a curated record